Culex pipiens pallens (northern house mosquito) is the source of this 9955-nucleotide messenger RNA. Its product is annotated as protein O-mannosyl-transferase Tmtc3-like. The transcript has 12 exons. Gene Ontology annotation, cellular component: endoplasmic reticulum. Gene Ontology annotation, molecular function: mannosyltransferase activity; protein binding. Gene Ontology annotation, biological process: protein O-linked glycosylation via mannose. Bases 1701 to 4715 code for a protein of 1004 amino acids. NCBI's taxonomy places the organism in Eukaryota, Metazoa, Arthropoda, Insecta, Diptera, Culicidae. The record is from RefSeq and is a predicted model, not a curated record.
CAAUGACGGACGGACGUUGAACCGGUCGACGGUCGAAACUCGCGCGCGCGUAACCUGCUUCGCCGGUACCCGCUGUUACAGCCCCCUUGUAACAGGUCGUCUACCACCUCCCGCUAGAUCUAGUAGGCUUAGAUUUGCAAACAUUACAGCCUACUUUGAGGGGUUGUUUAGCUGCGCUCGGAAGCCCACCGGUGACGCUCCCACAGCGCCUACUUUGGCAGCAGGUUCUUAUUGGAGAAACGCUCUCACCCAUGCUGCGACGAAGAGUACGGCAAAAGAGAGGAGAACAUAACACAGUCAAACGCGUUGCCAGAAGAAUCCACCAGAAGUGACCUGCCCGAAGGUUGGCUGACUGACAGCUGGCUAGCUGGCCUGGUGCGAAGUGUGUUUUUCUACUGGACGGAACAAGACCACGGAUUGCCGUGUCCGGUGGUGAAGAAGACCCGGGAGGAAUCUACCGUGCCGGUGAGAACAACACGAGUGCGGGACAAAUCAAAUUAGUGGCCAGUGAAGCGCACCGCGGCUAAUCGAAUUGGACAAUCGGAAAAAAAAGUUUGUCGUCCGAAACUGGUGCUGGUGGCUGGAACUCGUGCGGACAGGUGUCCAAUUAGGGGGAACCGGUGGCCGCGAAGCGGCACCCGCCCACAAAACUUGUCCUUUCAGUUACGGAAACCCAAACGAAACAGUCCGAGAGCAACUCCACGCUCCGCUGACAAGUGUUUGUUUACAGUUUUGUUUACAUUCGAGCGCGCUCCACACACUAGCGCAGGUGACCAGCAGCCGCGAACGGCCGUGUAACCUGCCCGGAAUCCUCGCCCAAUGACAGAAAAUCUCCGCAGGAACCUGCCCCGAAACGCGUUCCCGCAAGUGACUGCACCGUGUUUAUGUUUUUGCGAACCUGUUCCACAGUCGCUGCGCGGCUGUCAGUGUGUUGGUGCGGUGGCGGUGUCUUUCAAGGCCUAAUCUGCAGGUUCCCCGCAAAUCUUACAAGAUUUCGCAAAGAAUGGGCUAACUUGGUCCGAAUAACCUAAAAAAAGAAGAAAUUUUCAAGCUGUCAGUGUAUUUAAAAGGUGUUCCAAUAGGGAAAGGCACCACGGGGGAAAAAAGUAAAUCAUAAAAUGUGUGUUAGUGUUACAGCAUAAAAUCCAACAAGAAGUCAGCGUUCUGCGUGUGGGUCUGUGUAUGUGUCUGGCGAAUGGGAUGCUGCAGUGAGUUAGAAAGAAAGAACGACGCGAAGAGUAGAAAAGUGCUUUCAGUGUAAAAUGUGUACGAGUGUGCGUGUGUGAGAGUGCUGGUGGUGGUAGUGAUUUGCUCGUAUAACACCAUCUGCCCUUCUACUUCGCCCCAAAAAGGAUCAAAUUACGACAGCAGCAGCGGAAUUCAAUUUGCACCAGCAACGCCAGAAGAGGCCUCCUCGUCGCGAGUGUUGUUACAUCGAGCAAACCGGGUCAUCAUAGGGCAUGUUUAGAAAGAGUAGCAUAAAUUUGCGCCUGUUUCGUUAUUUUUCGCGGAGUCCUUCAGGCUUCCGGUUAGUCCGGGAGGAGGCAAAAGUUGAUUAAACAAAGUUUUAGAAAACGUAGGCAAAAGUAAAAGUUAAGCGUAAAUGUUGUUUGUUUGAGCGAAGAAAAUAAAGUUUAUAAAUAGAAGAGUGAGGGGGAAAUCGUAAGUGAACAAGUGUUUUCUCAAAAUCGUUUAAAAAAAUGGCCUCCCACCAUCUGUACGGGGCGUUGAUCGCGCUGACCUGUGUGCUUUGCUACCACAACAGCCUCAACUGUGGCUUUGUGUUCGACGACAUCAGCGCGAUCAAGGAGAAUCGCGACCUGAGGCCCCACUCGUCGAUCAAGAACGUGUUUCUGAACGAUUUCUGGGGCACGCCGAUGCACAAGGAACAAAGCCAUAAAUCAUACCGGCCCCUGUGUGUGCUGACGUUCCGGUGGAACUAUCUGCUGCACGGGCUGGAGCCGGCCGGGUACCACCUGGUCAACAUGCUGCUCCACACCGUCGUCUCGCUCAUGUACUUUCGAAUGUGCGCCAUGCUCCUGUCGGAGGUGUCCAGCUUUGCAGCGGCGAUGCUGUUUGCGGUGCAUCCGAUUCACACCGAGGCGGUAACCGGCGUCGUAGGUCGGGCCGAAACGCUGUCCUCGGUGUUCUUCCUGGCGGCGUUCAUCUUCUACACCAAAGCGACCAGGCGGAAACGGGCCACCGGCUGGCGGUACCUGUCGGUGGCCAUGGUCUUCGUGGCCACGGCGAUGCUCUGCAAAGAGCAGGGCAUCACCAUCACCGGCGUUUGUGCAAUUUACGAGAUCUUCGUCGCCCAGAAGAUCCGGCUGAGUGACAUUUACCACCUGGCCCGGUCGGUGAUGAGCGGGAAAUCGUUGGCCCUGCCCAGCGGCUGGUGGCCCCACGAGGCGACCCGCCGGUUAGCGGUCCUGUGCGUGUCCACGGUGGCGCUGCUCUUCGUCCGGCUGCAGAUCAUGGGCUCGCAGCUGCCGGUCUUCACCAGGUUCGACAAUCCGGCCUCGGUGUCGCCGACGCCCACGCGCCAACUCUCGUACAACUACCUGGCCUCGGUGAACCUGUGGCUGCUGCUGUUCCCAUGUGACCUGUGCUGCGACUGGACCAUGGGCACCGUCCCGCUGGUGGAGAGCUUUGGGGACGUGCGCAACCUGACGACGCUGGCCGCGUACAGUCUGCUCGGGGUGCUCGUGUGGAUGGCGUUCGUGCAGGUCGAUCGGCAGAAGGCGGCCGUUAUUGUGAUGGGCCUCGCCUUCAUGAUACUCCCGUUCCUCCCGGCCUCCAACCUGUUCUUCCCGGUGGGUUUCGUGAUCGCCGAACGCGUCCUGUACAUGCCCUCGAUGGGCUUCUGCAUCCUGGUGGCGUACGGCUUCCAACUCCUCUCCGAGCGGUGGUCCCGCAAGGCCACCUGGUGCUGUCUGGGCUUUCUCCUGCUGAGUCACUCCGUCAAGACCUACAACCGGAACGCCGACUGGGAGUCCGAGUACACGAUCUUCAUGUCCGGCCUGAAGGUGAACCAACGCAACGCCAAGCUGUUCAACAACGUUGGGCACGCGCUCGAGAGCGAGGGCAAGUUCGAGGAAGCGCUCCAGUUCUUCCACAAGGCCGUCAGCGUCCAGGAGGACGACGUCGGGGCGCACAUCAACGUGGGCCGGACGUACAACCACCUGAAGAUGUUCAAGGAGGCCGAGCAGGCGUACCUGAAGGCGAAAUCGCUGCUUCCGAAGGCCAAACCGGGCGAGUCGUACCAGGCGCGGAUCGCCCCGAACCAUCUGAACGUGUUCCUCAACCUGGCGAAUUUGAUCUCGAAGAAUGCGACCAGGCUGGAGGAGGCGGAUCUGCUGUACAGACAGGCCAUCAGCAUGCGAUCGGACUACACCCAGGCGUACAUCAACCGGGGGGACAUUCUGAUCAAGCUGAACCGGACGAAGGAAGCGCAGGAGGUGUACGAGAGGGCGCUGCUGUACGAUAGCACCAAUCCGGAUAUUUACUACAAUCUCGGAGUGGUCUUCCUGGAGCAGGGCAAGGCCUCCCAAGCGCUGGCCUACCUGGAUAAAGCCCUGGAGUUCGACCCGGAGCACGAGCAAGCGCUGCUGAAUUCCGCAAUCCUUCUGCAGGAGCUGGGCCGUCCAGAACUGCGGAAAAUCGCCCGCGAACGUCUCCUCAAGCUGCUCGCCAAGGAUGAAUCCAACGAGCGUGUCCACUUCAACCUGGGCAUGCUGGCGAUGGACGACCGGAACACAGACGAGGCGGAGAACUGGUUCCGGCGGGCGGUGCAUCUCAAGCAGGACUUCCGCAGUGCGUUGUUUAAUCUGGCGUUGCUGCUUGCCGAUGACCACAGGCCGUUGGAGGCGGCGCCUUUUCUGAAUCAACUGGUCAAGUACCAUCCCGAUCACAUCAAGGGGCUGAUCCUGCUUGGGGACAUCUAUAUCAACAACAUUAAGGAUCUGGACGCAGCGGAGAAUUGCUACAAGCGCAUCCUCCAGCUGGACCCGAUCAACAUCCAGGGGCUGCACAACCUGUGCGUGGUGUACGUCGAGCGCGGCAAGCUGGCCCAGGCCCAGUCCUGUCUGGCGCACGCCCACCGACUCGCGCCCGGCGAGGACUACAUCCUGCGCCACCUGCAGAUCGUCCAGACGCGCAUCCAGCGACUCCGCUCGACGGCGGGUCCGAGCCGCGAGAAGGAGGUCGCUUUUGCCGAGUACGACCCGCGCGAGUUUGGCGGAAGUCCCGGCGAUGAGGUCGAGGACGACUUCCAGCAGCAGCCAAUUAAUGGCGAUGGCAGUAACGAUAACCAUAAUAAUCUGAAAACAUCAUUACCUCAUGUGACGACUGAAGAAGGAGAAGAAAUUGAAGAAGCAGCCAGUAGCAACAGUGAUCCUAUUUUUAUCGAAUCAGAAGAGCCAAUCUCUCGGCCGUCGGCGCCGACGUCGACGUCGUCUUCUGAACCAGUGGCCGCCCCGGCCAAUGGAAGUCUUCUUCAGCAGCAGCAACAGGAUGCGCCUAGAUUAAGCGACGAUACGACUAGCAGUAGUAACAGUAGAACCAGUAGCAGUACUAGCAGUAAUCAGCAGUCGCAUCAACCCCAUCAAGAGCAGCAGAAGCAGUCUCCGCUGAGGAGUACAAGUAGCAGUAGCAGCAGCAGUCCGCAGAUUGUUGGCGGGAAGGACUUGGACGACCCGUCGUCCGGCAUGUCAUAGCAUCAGAUUCUUAAUUACAACAAGCUAGACUGUUUCAAAAUUAAUUAGGACUGAACUGAACUGAGAGCAGCGAGGCGGUGAACGAGGCGACCUUUUUCGAGAGAAGCGAAGACAAAAGGGGCAGUAAGAGGGAUGAGGAUGCACGCGAGUGUUACAGAGAUUACGAUGAUGAUUAGAGAGUGUGGGUGAUGUAUUGGGUUUCGUUUGGUAAUCAGUUUUUGUUUUUCCUCUAUGGAAUGAAGAGUGCAUCUUGAGGGAGUUUGACGUGGUCAAAUGCAAAAUUUGUCAAACUUGAAGAUUCAUUUAAUUUUUUUCCUGAACAUUUAUAAAUUCAAACAUAAAUUGGAACGACACUUUACAAAUUUGCUGCAAUUACAUGUUACGAAGACUCUACUCAAAAAUACUUAAAAUCAAAUAUUUUGGAAAAUUUUCAUUUGUUUGUCAAAACACAUUGAAACUUCUCCGCAGUUAAAAUUGAUUUUUGUUUGUUUUGAUUUAAAUUCUAAAUGUAAUAUUUUUACAAAAAAAAAAUCCAAUUUAAAAAUAGUACUAAAAUUUAAUUUACAAGCCAGAAUUUUUACAUUAUAAUCUUAGAAAAUUUGAAUUUUAGGCUUUUUUUAUUUAUGUAAAAACAUAAACUUGAAAUAACUCAAUUAUUGACUCUAUUCCUAGGCUGGUACAAAUUUUAAUUCAAAGUUGUCAACCUUUUAACAUGGAUUGAUUGUAAUUGAUUGUUUGCUUGCGACAGAGCCUAGUUUUGAAUGGAUAACGAUAUAUUUUCAUCAAUUUUAAUUUUUAACUUAGACCUGAUUUAAAAAAAAACUGGAAGUUUCAUUAAAUUUAUCGGGAAUUUCCACUUUAAUCACACUCAUUUUUAUAUAAAUUCUCUUUAAUUUCUAUUGAUAUUUUUAACUUAUCACGAUUUUAAGUCAGUUUUGAAAGUCCUAUUUAGAUAAAUAUUUAUUUUUUUGAAGAAUUAAACUGGUAUUAUAUGUGAUUAUAUGUGAAAUCUUUUCAAUAGCUCUAAGUUGCCUAGAAUGUUAAUUCUGAACUCAUUAUUGUUGCACGUCUUAAGUUGUAAAUACUAAUUGAGGUUCCACCAAAAUACUGAAAUAUCAAUUUAUUAAAAUUUAUUGACCAAUUAUUUACUGAAAUAACUUAAACUUGUCAUAACUUUAGAGUAAUAGAAUUACAUUUUUCAGAUUUUUUUCUAAAGUCUUUAUCUGAUUAUUUGAUAUUUCUUUGUAGACUAAACAUAAAUUCAAUUUUUAGCUUGAACAUCAUCAAAUCCUUAUUUGAAUAUAAGUUAAAAAUUACAGAUUUAAAAAAGAAUUACUUAAAUUCCUAUUCCCAUUGAAAUUUAACUGUUUUUUAUUUUAAAAUAAUGCAUUUUAAGUAAAGUUGCAAUUAUUUUGAGAGUUAUUAAACUUUUAUUCAAAUUACUACCAUAUACGAAAAAUUAAAAUUCAGAUUCUUACUAAAAUUCAAUACAGUUGUGAGUCGUCAAAUUCAAAACUUUUUAUCAAUAACAAUUAAAUUUCAUGAAAGUUGAACAUAUUCAUAGAUUAAAAUUCAUUUGAAUUUUUUUUUUCAUAAAUUUAUGAAUAUUAUAGUUAAAUUUUGCCAGUUUUUACUAUUCCAAACAUGCUUGAAAUUUUCUUUAGUAAUACUGAAAUAAAUUGAAAUUGUUUUGAAUUGGAAUGGUUGUUUAAUACAAAAAUGAAAAAUAAUGUUUAACAAAAAAUAAAUUUAAAUAUACUGUCAUGCCUGGUUUUGCACGCCUCGGUUUUGAUUACUAAAGCACAGAGCUUAUGGGAUUUUGGCUAUAUGGGAGAUAUUGGGUAUAAUCGUAUGAAAAAUCUUGAAUAUUUUACACAACUACGUAUUUUCGAAAUAUUUAUAAUUACAGUUUUUCACAAUAUGGGUAUCAAAUGAUCGGGGUUUUUCAUUCAUUUCGAAUGUAAUACAUUUUUUGAAAUACUAUUUUUUUUACAAAACUACGUAUUUUCGAAAGAAAAUAUUCAAAAUUACAGUUUAUCACAAUAUGGGUAUCAAAUGAUCGCAAUUUUUCUUACAUUAACAGUAACAUUUUUUUAAAUACUCAUAAUUUUCUCAAAACCUCGUAUUUUUUUUUUAAUCGGGACAGAUAUAACACAUUUUUUUUAAAUUACUCAACAUUGACACAAACUACGUAUUUUCGGAAAAAAUACUGAUUUUUUUAACAAUAUGGGUAUUAAAUGAUCGGAUUUUUUCAUACAUUUCGAAUGUAUUAACAACAAUUUUUGAAAAUACUUUAAUUUUCACUAAACUACGUAUUUUCGAAAAAAAUCUCAAUCUUUUUUGUAAAUUAAAAAAAAUGUUGUUAUUACAUUCGAAAUGUAUGCAAAAAUUUCAAUCAUUUGAAAUUAUUGUGAAAAACUGAAAUUUUGAAGUUUUUUUCGAAAAUACGUAAUUUUGUGUCAAUUUGUGUUUUACUUUCGAAUGAUUAUUUGAUACCCAUAUUGUAAAAACCAAAAAAUUUUGGCAAUUUUCUUAGUUUUGUGAAAAUUUUGAGUAUUUUCAAAAAUGUGUGCUAUAACUUUCGAAAUAUUUGAAAAAAAUCCCGUUCAUUUCAUACCUUAUUGCAAUUCCAAAAAAAAUAUUUUUUUUGUCAAGGAAACAUUGGUUUUUCAAAAUACUAGAAAAAUACGUAUUUUUGUUAAAAUUUUCAUGUAACUUUAAUUGCUAUGGAUUGCUGACAUCAUCCCGAUUCCAAAGUUCCAAAGUAGUUUUUCAGAACUUGGAUGAUUUUUCAUAGGAUUAUAGCCAAUGUCUCCCAUAUAUCCAAAAACCCAUAAGCUCUGCGCUUCAGUUAUGCAUGCCUAGAUUUUACAUCCCGCAUAUGCGGUGCUAAACUGAGGCACAAAAAUUAUAACUUUAAAUCUAGCAAAAAAAUAUCAUCAAAAUUUAAUUUAAAAAAAAAAUAAAAUAUUGAUGAUGUUUUCAUGAACUAUACUUUAAAAAAUAUAUUCAAAAAUAUAACCUUGUUUCCAAAACCUUAACAGUUUUAGAAAAAUAUUUUUCAGACAAUACAUGUUUUAAAAUAAUUAUUCCAGGAAUUGACAUAUAAAUUAUUUGUUGUUUAUUCAUAAUUUUUUUUAAGUGAUAAAUACUACUGUAAUUGUUCUUGCUUUCUUAAAUUUUAAUUAUCUUUUUAUUAGCUUGUCAUAGAAACAAUGAAAGGUUCUUUUAUGCUCUUAUUAUUUUCGUUUUGAUUAAUUUUGCUUAAAAUUAUUUUUUUAUGAUUUUAUCCAACUUUUUUGCUUUUUGUCAAGAAAAAACACAUUGUGAUUUUUUCUUUAUCAAUAAAAAGUUUUGCAUUUCCAUGACAAUUAUAAAAUUCUACAACCAAAAUAAAAUCUUAGAAAUCUCCCUUCCUGAUUUCAUUACGACCACCCCCAAAAGACCCAACCUCAAGCCCAUUAACACAAACCACCCACUUUCAUUAUUCUGCGAGCAGCAAAAGAAGGCAAAAAUUCAAUAAAGGACCUGAAAUGAGGAUCCAUUACUGCUGAUAAUUAUCGUUAUCAUCCUCCUGACGACGACGACAUUCGGCCGCAAAAACGACGCGGCCAGAUUUGGCCUGCCCCUUAAUGUGUCCUGCUUCCAGGCCUAAUGACCAGGUCGAACUCCCUCAUGAUGAUGGCGAAAAUGAUGGCCCCUCUCUGAUUGUAAAUAAAGUCAAACUUGUCGCUGUUGUCCUUAACUGUUUUUGGUUUUGACUCUUUAGGAAAGUUGGGUUAAGAAGAAGAAGACGGAAAAAAUCGCGUUGAAAUGAUGAAAUGUUGAAGAGUUUAGAGAGAACGGGGUGAGAGAGAGAGAGAAAGUAACAAAAGAAUAGCAAAAAUUGUGAGAGAAAUUAAAGAAACCGAAGAGAGUAUAUUUUUUCACAAAUAAAAAAAACUAAGAAGUAAAAUAAAGAGAAGAGAAUGAAUGUGCCGAGAGAGAGACUUGACAGCAAGAAAGUUAGUUGAAUAGCAAAACGGAAAAGUAAAAAUCGCUAGAAUUGUAAUUGUAAAUGUAAAAAGUAAACAAGUAAGUGAACGGUGAGAAGAGAACAUAAUUUUGGUUACGAUAAAGUAAAAUGACACUUACACGUACGACACGGAGAGAAAUAAAAACAGUAAAAACACUCGACACACACACACAUUGAUAUUUGCUAGAUGAUAUUGUUAGGAUUUUUUAUGAAAGGGUCCGGCGUGGCCCAUUGUGAUCGUCAUUGUUCUCGGUGAUGCAGUAAAAAAUGUACUUAAAAAAGACACCUUAGAAAAGAAUGAAGAAACGCGAAGCAUUUUUUCGGUUCAGUUUUUUCUUACCGUGCAAGUUUGAGUUUGUAAACAAAAGGUUUGCUUUUUGUGUUAGUAGCCAAGAGUAUAUUGCAAACAAGUGCUGAACAAAAACAAAGGGGGAAAAAGGGAAGGAAUGUUAGUGAUCCUGACACACGUAACUAGAAUCUCACUUAGUAUAUUGGAAUAAGUUAGAAACGGGAGGGAGAGAGACGCAAAGCAAUUUGUUGUUUGAGCAAACUACUAUUGUAAAACUUGAAAAUAUAUUUAUAAAUUUGUGUUGUAAAACUUAGUCGCAAUCAAAUCUCCAUGUAGCUUUCGGUGAUGGGUUUUCGAAAAUGAAGAGCAAAUAUUUACACUACCGUCACGCCUAACCAUAGGCAAAAAUACCCAAUCUAUUUUCAACAAAAAUCAAAUUUUCCCCCAAACUGAGGCAAUUUAGGCGAAAACGGCAAACAAACUACCAAUAAAAUCAACCACGCUGCAAAAAAAAACGCCAAUUUAAAAAAUCCUCCUCCAACACUUCACAUAAACUUAAUUUUAAAGUCAAUAUAAUUUUAACAGCGCCUAAAUCGCACCGGGUGACCACCGCGACGCGUGUAAAUAUUUGCAACUCAUUUAGUUUUAUUGGCGCGAGCGCGCACCAUUUUCGGUUAGUAUUAUUAAAGCACGCGUUAAAACCGCCUAUUCUAUCCCCCCACCUCUCUCUAAAGAAGAACACAGUUUUUGGGUUUUGAUUUUCGCGUGGCAGUGAAUAAAGAGACAGAGAGAGACAGGAAGAAAGAAAGUGACAGAAAGAGAGAGAGCACCUCCCCCCGCAGGAAGCUCAUCCUAUAUUAUAUAUAUUUAGCGAAAAAUGACAUUUGUACUUAAGUUGAGAAAUAAAGAAAAAGUACUCUAUUUAAGAAAAAUGGA